Molecule: messenger RNA, 743 nt
Organism: Rubroshorea leprosula
Lineage: Eukaryota; Viridiplantae; Streptophyta; Magnoliopsida; Malvales; Dipterocarpaceae
Source: the annotation of a GenBank genome assembly
CCGAUUCUGCUCUUCUUCUUCCCGCUGCAGCCGAACAAAGCCCCCAACCUGCCGGCGACUUCCUCCCUUGAAAAACCGGUAAAGCUUGAUGAUUUUCCCUUAUUUUCUCGUCCAAGAACCUGAUUUAGAACCCAGAAAUCUUCCCCCCUGCUAGAAAAGCCGGAUCUGCUCUGCUCUGCUCUUCUGCCCUUGUCCGCCGGCUGCUCUUGUUGUGGGUGCAAAUUCUGGGCAUUUUUCGAACCCGUGAGCUUCUUCUCCAAAUUGCCGCCGGCUUCUCUUCCCCCUACAGCUCCAGUUUUAGCUGGAAAAUUCUGGUUCCUGAUCGUUCUGUCAGUUAGCAUUGAGAUUGAGUGCUCGGUUUUAUGCAAGUGAGGUAAGUAAAUUUAUGGUAAUGCCCGUACUGUUUUUAUAAGCAUGUUUUGAUUUGUUUUUGAAGUGGUGGCGAGACUAAACCCGUUUUACACGAAUUAAUACAAAAAAUAAAAAAUAAAAAACAGAAAUGGAAGUGCAAAAGUCAGAGAAAGAGAACAUUCACGUUUUGCAUAUCAAGGCUAAAAACGCCUACUAUAUUGGAACAAAGGGAGUACUGAAUGCAAGAAGCUCCUCCGUUGUCUUCAACCUUUGACACUUUCAUAUCAAGUGAACAAGAGAAAGAGCUCGUCUUGGUAGAUUAAUUUGAGGUUUUCUUUGCAUGAUAAUAGAUUUUGUAUUAUUAUUAAAUCAAAUAAAGAAUCACUUGCAAA